Anguilla anguilla (European eel) is the source of this 1269-nucleotide messenger RNA. It is a transcript of the gene rab5if, whose product is annotated as RAB5 interacting factor. Gene Ontology annotation, biological process: mitochondrial respirasome assembly. Bases 263 to 646 code for a protein of 127 amino acids. The transcript is spliced from 4 exons. The record is from RefSeq and is a predicted model, not a curated record. Lineage: Eukaryota; Metazoa; Chordata; Actinopteri; Anguilliformes; Anguillidae.
AACUAGGUUGCACAUGCGUCGACGCUACACACAAUCCGACAUCAAUCUGUAGAGUCAGCAGUGCUAGUAUUUCGCGAAAUUAGUUUUCGAGUGGUUUUGAGUGGUGGCAAUUCGUUGAAGUAUAAAGAAACGAGACGGAGCAAGAGACAUUUUGCCACAGAGGGGUGAACCAUUGUGGUUAUCUGAAGGAUUUAAUUUUUAGUAAAUUUUUUUAGUGAAGCAUUUCACAAACGUGUCUUAGAUUCGAUUGUCGUCGCGGAGAAUGACGAGCAGCUCAAAAAGGAAAGAAGAAGUUCAUUUGGCCAAUGGGGCCGUAAAACAGUCCACAUGGAGUAAAGUGUUCAAUAGUAGCGCCGUAUGGGAAGAGAAGGAUGAAUUUUUAGAUGUAAUUUACUGGUUUCGGCAAAUCAUUGCUGUUAUCCUUGGAGUGAUCUGGGGAAUUGCACCACUGAAAGGAUUUUUGGGAAUAGCCAUAUUCUGCGUCAUCAACGCUGGCCUCCUGUAUGUCUACUUCAGCAGUUUCCAACAGGUGGAUGAGGAGGAAUAUGGAGGGACAUGGGAGCUCACCAAAGAGGGCUUCAUGACCUCCUUUGCUUUAUUCCUGGUGGUAUGGAUAAUAUUUUACACGGCACUACAUUAUGACUGAAGAGCUGUGAAGAAUGCAUUUCGCCAGCAAGAGUAUGGAAAAUUUUAGUUGCUAUAAGAUGUAAAGAUGAGAACUUUGAAAUCCAAGUUGUGUGUUCUGUUGUCAGUAGCACACAUGGUCUUUGGAGGAGAGCAUCAUGGGUACUUGAGGAGUGACCUUCCAGACUGGUUGUGCAUCAGAUUUUUAAGCUAAAACUGUCCUGUGCACUGCCAUGGAUUUUUUUGUAUCUUAUAAAUAGCAUUGUAUUAAACAGGAGACUCUAACUAUUUAAUACAUUUUUUUGUUUUGUCUCAAGUAGCUUCCAGAUCAAAUCUUACCAUAUGUUCAGAGCUUAAUUUAAAAAUGUAAAUUAUCUGUGGAAUUUCCAUUUUAUCAAAUCCAAAAUGUAUUAAACAAUUUAUUUGUAUUUUUUCUCAUGUCUUGUUUAAUUAGACAUAAAGUAUUUUGUAGUGGAUAAACUGAUAGAAAAUGUACUUGAGGGCUAAUUGUUAUGAUUCUGUGUGAUACUAGGGAGAGUAAUAUGAAAUGAAUGAGGCUGUGAGGGUAUUUGAGGGAUUGUGCUUUGUGAUUGACAUCUUUUGGGAAUUCAAUUAAAGGUGGGCUUUAUUUGGCCUUUUUCCUAA